This is a messenger RNA of Hyaloscypha bicolor E, 900 nucleotides long. Its product is annotated as NAD(P)-binding protein. The record is from RefSeq and is a predicted model, not a curated record. The coding region runs from base 1 to 900 and encodes 299 amino acids. Gene Ontology annotation, cellular component: cytoplasm. Lineage: Eukaryota; Fungi; Ascomycota; Leotiomycetes; Helotiales; Hyaloscyphaceae. Gene Ontology annotation, molecular function: oxidoreductase activity, acting on the CH-OH group of donors, NAD or NADP as acceptor. The transcript has 2 exons.
AUGGCCAUGAAUGUGGAAGGCAAGACAGCAAUCAUCACCGGAGCAGGCUCUGGCAUCAAUUUCUCCUUCGCAAAAAUCCUCCUCUCGAAAGGCUGCAACGUUGUCCUCGCAGACCUCGCCCUCCGUCCCGAAGCAGAGGCCCUGGUCUCACAAUACCCCUCCACUUCCCCCGGCGCAAAAGCCGUCUUCCAGAAGACAGAUGUAAUGGACUGGAUGCAGCUAGACAAGAUGUUCGAGGUAGCAAUCGCACAUUUCGGAGGCGCAGACAUCGUGUGUCCAGGAGCAGGAGUCUAUGAGCCACCAUGGUCCAACUUCUGGCAUCCACCAGGAGCUCCGCCAUCAAAGGACGAUCCCGCAGACUCGAGAUACGCCCUCAUCGACAUUAACAUAACGCACCCGAUCCGCGUAACCCAAAUAGCAAUCUCACACUUCCUCUCCCGCAAAAAGCCAGGCUGCAUACCACACAUCACAUCCAUCGCAGGUCAAAGCCCCUUCUUCCCGACGCCAGUCUACGUAGCCUCGAAACACGCACUCAACGGCUUCGUGCGCUCUUUAGCGCCCCUCGAAUACCCUCCCUCACCCCUCCCUAAGAUCCGCGUAAACGCUGUAGCGCCAGCGAGGAUCUUGACGCCGCUGUGGACGGAUAACCCGGACAAGAUGCAAAUGGUGGGGAAGGAACCUGGAUGGGUGACGCCGGAGGCUGUCGCGGAGGUUAUGUUGGGGCUGGUGGAGAAGGAGGAGUGGGUGGGGGGCACGAUUAUGGAGAUUGGGAAGACGGUUAGGGAGGUGAGAGCUUUUGAUGACCCAGGGCCGAGGGGGGGAGGGAAUAACGUGGGGAAUGAUGUGGGGUACCAGGAUGAGAUGUGGGAGAGUUUGAAGAGACAGUUUGAAGGGGCGUAG